AUGAGUUCAUCCGGCUAUCAAGUUGUCAUAAGCCAUGGCCUACUUCCCUUUUGGCGGCGGAAUCGGGAUGAAAAUUUCAUUUUCAUGCAGGAUAAUGCACCCGUUCACGUCAGCAGAAGCAGUCGGGCUUUUUUCAGCCGUCAUCAGAUCCCCCUUCUUGCCCUGGCCGGCGAACAGUCCCGACCUAAACCCGAUGGAAAACGUGUGGGGUUUCAUUGUCCGAGGAUUUACGCCAGUAAUGCCCACUUUGAGAACGUCCGUGAGCUCAAGAAAGCCAUCGUUGAAGCGUGGCAUCAAGUCGACGAGAAGCUCAUCGAAAACCUUUAUAGGAGCAUGGACAACCGUAUUUUCCAGGUUAUACAAAGAAAUGGAGGUCCAGUAGACUAUUAA
Ostertagia ostertagi is the source of this 390-nucleotide messenger RNA. The record is from the annotation of a GenBank genome assembly. NCBI's taxonomy places the organism in Eukaryota, Metazoa, Nematoda, Chromadorea, Rhabditida, Trichostrongylidae.